Molecule: messenger RNA, 2199 nt
Organism: Amyelois transitella
Lineage: Eukaryota; Metazoa; Arthropoda; Insecta; Lepidoptera; Pyralidae
Product: oxysterol-binding protein-related protein 1
Exons: 14
Coding region: 225-2081 (618 amino acids)
Molecular function (GO): protein binding
Source: RefSeq, a predicted model, not a curated record
ACUUUUGACAGCACAAGAUUUUGUUUUGCUAUAAAUUUGCUUUUUACACUGACAUUAGACUGUAUUAAUCGGCAAGCGAUGUAUAUAAAAUAAAUGAACGAUGAACCGGUUCAUCGCGCAGUCGACCAAGCAGAAUUAAUUUAAUACGACAAGUGAUAUUAAAUAUCCAACCCAAGUAAUCGGCGACGCCCAAACAGAGAAUAAAUAAACUUCGCAAUAUCACAAUGUCUCGGGAAGAUUCAGACAGCCCUGCCUUGGAGGCACAGGACUCCUUGCUGUAUUCUUCAAGGCACGGGGAACUUUCGGUUGUGAAAGCCCUUCUAGAAGCCAAGGCUCAAGGGAGGUUGACAUUGGAUAUAAAUUGCAAGGGCAAAUCAAAAAGCAACUUAGGAUGGACUCCUCUGCAUCUAGCUUCAUACUUUGGUCAUGUGGAUGUUGUAGAGGCGCUCUUGGAGGCCGGAGCGAAUAUAGACGAGGUCAAUGACACUGGCGACACAGCGUUGCAUAAAGCAUCUUUUGUUGGGAAUGAGGAGUUAGUGAUCCUACUUCUCAAAAACAAUGCGGACGUGAACAUAAUGAACGGAGAAGGGAAGACAGCUGGUGACGUGUGCAAGACAAGAGAUGUGCAAAGAUUGCUGGAAGCGGCACAGAGAGUGGAACGACAAGAGAGGGAGAGGAGAUUGUUGACUGCUGCCAAGGAGGGGAAGGUUGACGAAAUACAGGAGUUGCUAAGCAGUCCCAACCCGCCGAACAUAAACUGCGCGGACGCACAGGGCAACACAUGUCUGCACUGCGCCGCUUACAGGGGUCACGCAAGACUAGCGGUGUUGUUACUGCAGAACGGGGUGGACACUACACUGAAAAACAAUAACGGCCAGUUCGCAAUAGAUUUAGCGAAAGACAACGAGAUGCGUGAAGUGUUGAGCGUUAGGCCCGUACAAAGGUUGCAGAGGACCGCUUCGAGGUUCGAAGGACCACUGCUGAAGAGGUCCCGCUUUUUGGGAUGGAGACCUGUUUGGGCAGUCCUCCAAAGGGGGGUGCUUCUGUACUACGGUUCCCGUGCGGAGGCCGCCCGCGUGGGCGGACGGUGGCGCGCCCGCAGCUACCUAGAUGGCGCCACUGUCGCCGCGCCCGACACAGAGCCGGCGUUGAUCGUGAUCGCCUUCAGUGACGGGGAUUCCCAUAGACUGGCCGUUCCUCACACGGAGAACGAUGUGGUAGCUUGUAGACAGAGCUGGAUAACUGCCCUGAAUGAGCAUAUAGCGUACUCCGGCCACUAUCUCUGGGCCGGGGCUUCCCCGGACACGGCGAGGGAGGCCACGGAAGACCUCGACGAUGAGUGCAAACCUUUAGGAUCCAUGCAAGACGCGCUGACAGCGGCUACGAACAGCCUAGCGUUGUUGGACACUCAGCUGCGUGAAUGUUCCGCCAUUGUUGCGGCUUUGGACAAGAGUGUGAACGUGGGGAACUCUUUGCAUCACUCCGCUUAUAUGCGUUUCCAGCACGCGUGCGGCUCGGGCGCGGGCGCGCUGGCGGCGCUGCGGCACUGCGCCGCGCUCGUGGCGCAGGCGCGCGACCGCGACGCCGCCAGGCUCGCCAAAGAGGUAGAGAGAAAUCGUGUACUGGAAGAGGCGUUGGCAGCGCUUGCGCGGACGCAUCACGCAUUAGAGAUGUCCGUAGCUGAAGAACUCACUAAGAGCAAGCGAAAGAAGAAAUCGUCGCAUAAUGAGUCGAAAGAAAACUUCUUUGAUGUUUACAAUGAGUCUGAAGACGAGGAUGAUACGUUGGUGACGGCGGGCCUGUCGAGUCCUUUGGGCGCGCUGAGCCCCUGGGGAAGCUCGCCGGAUCUCACCAGGCGGACGCCCGUCGGCAGUCGAGAUGGUGACGAAACCCCCACUAACGAGGAGGUAGAAUCCCGUAUCCGGCGGUUAUCCGGCUCGUCCGGGUCACCUCAGUCACUCCACACGGCCAUCAGCCCGGCCAGUUCCCGAGGGACGCUAGUAUCGCAAGGGGGGAACGUGUACAGAAACGCGAGACCGUAUAAGAAGACUACAAACCUCAGUUCAGAAUGGUCCCUCUAGUAAUCUAGGGUUAGUACUUAAAAACACAAAAUGUGGUUGAAAUAUAAAAAUCGAGCACAAAGUAGCGCACAUAUUAUAGAAUAGUGUCACUGUAGGCACAUUAUAUGUAUGUAAGUUU